Molecule: messenger RNA, 7032 nt
Organism: Mastomys coucha (southern multimammate mouse)
Lineage: Eukaryota; Metazoa; Chordata; Mammalia; Rodentia; Muridae
Gene: Syt16
Product: synaptotagmin 16
Exons: 10
Coding region: 827-2791 (654 amino acids)
Source: RefSeq, a predicted model, not a curated record
GCGGCCCUCGAGCGCGCGGGGCCUGCCGAGAACGCGCGCGGCCGGGCGCGGCGUGGGUACCCCAGCCGCGGGCGGCCGCCCUGCAACCCCCCGACGCGACCAUGGCGACUGACAGGAGAUGCAACACAAUACAACCUAAGUGUUCCAAAUGGACAAGAAAUCAGCAUCAGCACAGUAGCUCAGGAUGAAGUCUGAGUGGCGUUUCCCUUCUGUUUGUGGGGUAGAUUGCUGUCUGCCUGACAUUUUCAAGUGCUACUUCUGAACUAGCAUCUUUGAGCGUUAAGGUGACAGAGAUCAAGCCUGCUUGACAAUUCUUGACUUCUAGAAUCACUCCUGAAGCCAUUGGCUUCCUGUCUGCCAUUGGGGUCUUUGUUGUCCUUCUGGCUGUCCUUGUCCUCUUCAUCAACAAGAAGCUGUGCUCUGAAAACAUAAGAGGGCAUCCACACCCGGAGCAACGAGGGAAGAGAAAGCACCCGAGAGACAAGACUGGGGGCCACACAGGAGCAGCUGAGAAGUAUUGAGAGUGAAAUGGCCACAGCCAUUAGGAGACCACCCUGUCAAACACGCUUGCUCUGUUCCCUGCAAAGACCUACUCCAUAGACCUUGGCGCAAGAACCAGCAUGCUGCCUGGUUUCACUUACUGCCAACGGUGCUUAUGUAUGGCACAUGUUUUCUCUAUGUGUAUAUUAAUAAAGUUUUGCCUGUUAUAAAAAAAAAAAAGAGACCUCCAGUUAAAUUUCUCAUCAUGCUUGUUCUGUAUUUCACGUAAGUUCAGAGUUCUGGAGGAACAGAACAAGUGGAUUCUGCAGACACGAGGUAGUUGAUCAUGGUGUUGACCAUGGCAUCUCAGGAUGUCCAGAACUUCUUCCAGCCUUUCUCUUCCUGGCUAUCCCGAGUUUACGAAGCUCUCCAGCAAGCCGGGGAUGCGUUAUCUGCUUCACUGGUUCUUCUUAGCAAGCACGAUUCGGCACUGAGUGAGAAGCCAGAACAGGACUUAGAUGCUAUUCAGAUUCAGGAAAGCUACUUGGAAGAUGAAGAACAGGGGGACCACGAUGGGAGUUCAGAGGAGGCAAGCUCCCUGUUUCUUGAAGAGGACCAUUUCUCAUGUUCUAAGAGUGACUGGCAGGACCCUGUCCAAAUGGCAAGCCCCACGUUUGGUCAUCAAGCCAAAGACUCAAGCUCUGUAAUACCACAGUGGCCCAGUAAGAUCCCAGUGACGCAGAAGCCCCAGCAUGUGCUUUCUUCUAUCGCUGAGGAAGAACAACACUCUGAGAGGCAGAGAUGUGGCCGUCAGCUCCCUGGCACUUUAGAAAAAGUUAAUGGAAGAAAGCAAGCAAACAGCUUUGGGGAUGAUGAAGAGCCAUCCACGUCUUCUGAGAGUGAUGAAGAUGUGAUUAAGCAGUUCGAGGUCUCAGUGUCCCGAUCCCAGAGUUUUCGCACAGGAGCACCUGAGAAAGGAAAGACAACAGAGUUGGAGCAGAAAACAAAAUGCAAACGUUUGCUGUGUACGCACAAAGAAGACAGUGCAGAAGCGUCUGCGUGUGAAGGUGCUCAUUGCAGCACAUUGCAUUGCAGGCAAGGGCAGGCCAAUGAUUUGGAUGGAACCAGCCAACUCAGUUAUUCUGAGAUUCUGUCUUAUGAAGACCGCCCCAUUUCCAUUAUCCCACAAUCUCCCUGUGAGGGCAGGAACACCAGCUACCAUGGCCUUUGCCAUCCAGAGACUGGCAUGGUCCGAAGCCUCAGUCGUCCUUGUGCAGAUGGUGUCCUGGAGAUGGAGACAGCUUUUGUUAGUCGGGGCUUUGAAGGUUCCUAUGCCACCCACAGCUCCUCUAUGUGGAGUCCAGAGGAGCGGGAUGGGACCAGUCCGCAGGCACCACCCAGGCUUUCGGAGCCUAUCUCAAAAUGCGGUGACCUUGAUGUCAUCUUUGAAUAUAGAGCUGUCACCCAGAAGCUAACUGUGACCAUUGUGAGAGCACAGGGUCUCCCAGACAAGGACCGAAGUGGUGUCAACUCCUGGCAAGUUCACAUAGUGCUGCUGCCCAGUAAGAAACAGAGGGGUAAGACGAACAUCCAGAGAGGGCCCAACCCUGUCUUCAAGGAAAAGGUCACCUUCACCAAGCUGGAGCCCAGAGAGGUGGCUGCCUGCGUUGUCCGUUUCCGCCUGUAUGCUGCCCGUAAGAUGACCCGAGAGAGAAUGAUGGGCGAGAAGUUGUUCUGUCUCAGCCACUUGCACCCAGAAGGGGAAAUGAAAGUGACUCUGGUUCUGGAGCCAAGAAGUAAUCUGAGCAGUGGAGAGUCUCCGCUCAGCCCAUCUGUGGUGUCUCACAGUGACAGUGCUUCAUCCACGCAGUCACUGUCUCAUGGAGGGGUGCCAGAGCUAUUGGUGGGACUGUCCUACAAUGCCACAACAGGGCGAUUAUCUGUGGAAAUGAUCAAAGGCAGCCAUUUCCGCAACCUCGCUGCUAACCGAGCUCCCGAUACAUAUGGAAAACUCUUCCUCCUCAACUGUGUGGGUCAAGAGAUGUCCCGCUGCAAGACGUCCAUUCGGCGUGGCCAACCCAACCCUGUCUAUAAAGAGACUUUUGUCUUCCAGGUGGCCCUCUUCCAGCUCUCAGAUGUCACCUUGAUGAUUUCCAUUUAUAGCAGGCGCACUAUGAAGCGUAAAGAGAUGAUUGGCUGGAUUGCUCUGGGCCAGAACAGCAGUGGGGAGGAGGAGCAGGAGCACUGGGAGGAAAUGAAGGAAAGCAAGGGCCAGCAGAUCUGCCGGUGGCAUACAUUGUUGGAAUCCUAGGUUUACCAACAGCACUUGUGUGCUAUGUCUGCCUUGAUUAUCUGACAGCAAGUCAGAUCAUUGAAGGCAGAGAGGAGCUUUCAAACUGAGAAUUCUACUAAUCUUAGGUCAUACUGUGGCUUGGGACAGUUUCAAAGGUUUGAUUUGAGUUUAAAUGUUGUCAUGAAAGGAAACCUACAUACGCAGUAUGGGAAAUGGUACCUGGUUGAGACCACUGGUUAUGUCACAAUCUGUGCUAAUGGAUGAUUGUGUUUUGGUUCACACUAUGUGGUGCAGCUUCUUCCUGCUGUCUCUCUUUGCUGGGAGAAUAGCCUGAGACUUCAAAGGAGCUAUAAACGUUACUGUUUUCCAUCACUGAGAUGUAUGAAUCAGACUCUUCGCAGUGUUCAAAAUUCCAAAACAGAAAUGAAUCAGAUGAUGAGCGCUACGGAAGGAUGUAACCAAUCCACAAUCCUCUGCCACUCCUAUUCUCUUUAUGACAAAAAAAAAAAAAAAAAAAAGAAAAAAAGAAAAAAAAAAAGCCCUGUUUACUUAAAAGGUAAUUGUUAAAAACUUGUGGUGUAAAAUAAAUUUGUAUUCAUGAAAUGUCUCUUUUUAUCUCAAUGAGAUAUCAUGAUUUCUAAAAGAAUUGGAUUAGACAAAUCAUCCUGAAGCUCUAAAACAGUUAGAAAUUGACUGUUAUCUGACCUGUUUCUCUUUGAAUAUUUAAGAUUUCUAAAAUCAAGGAUUUUGUGCUUUCUUACUGAGUCCGUACCCAAAGAAGAAGAGGAAAACCUAGAAGAUAAUUUUAAGUCUUGGCUUUCUUGAUGUUUCUGAAUCUGUCAUUCAUUUGGAUUAGACCUUUUCUAUAGAUAAUUGCACUAACUCGCACAUGGAUUUUUUUUUUGUAUGUAUUUCUGCAUGCCAGCCAUAUUCAUCUUUAUGCUAUGUACCUUGCCAGUAGAACAUAGAAAGAUGCAUACAGUGGAUCUCAAUAAAUACUGAUUUGUUUGACUUACUUAUGGGAAUGAACAUGUGAAGUCCUCUGAAUAGAGAAAUAUCAUCAUUUGGUAUGGAAUGACACUGAAUUCUGGGGAGCAUUUUAAAGGACCCAGCACUGAUAUUUCUUAUGUGUGCAACAAAAUGUUUUAGUGAGCCCUUGUCUGUGGGCACACGCUAUUUAUUCCCCAACAAUAACCUCGUAUGGUUUUUACUUUUGAGUGGCUUUUACAUAUUUAUGAAGUGUACUUUAAUUUUCUUUAUUCUCAGAUCUGAGCUCUUAGUUUUGGCAUCUUUUACCUGGAAGUGAUGAGAAGGGAAAGAAUCCACCCUCAACCCUGUGCUCCAUGGUACAGGUUCUGGGGCCCAGCCACUUCUUAGAUUUUUAUGUUUCCUUAUUGACUUCUGUCCUGUCUUCGGGAGGAGCGAUAGCUAGUGACGGAUGCACGCAGUCAAAGCCACAUAACUUCCCCCACAGCUCUACAUUUUGACAGAUUGUAAGCGUAGGCUGCAACACUUGAAGAACGUAUUUAUUCCCUUGCACUUCAGAAUGGUUAUCCUGACAAGACCAGACAAGGGCGCAGGAAAACUCUACUAGAUCACAGGGACCAGAGUUUGGGAAGAAACAAUUGUAUAUGGAGGGGUAAGAAUUUGCAGAAUAAACUAGUACCUACCCCAAGGUCUUUUCAGACCCUUUGGGUUUCCCCCACCUUCCUUGGGAACACCUCAGAGCGUCUACUUAGCAACUCACCCACUAACUGCCCAGUGGUCUUUGCUGUGCGACUGUGUCACAGGGGAGAACUGAGUGCAAUUGAUAGAGCGGCGAAGAAUUGGCUUUUCACAUCUCCCCCUCUCUGUGUGCCUUGUGCUGGAAGGGAAGCAGAGCAGCCUCGUUAUGCUUCCCUUUAUGCUGCUGGCAUAAUAGCAGCAUUCAUUUUCAAAUUUACAUUUGAAAAAAAUCUGUAUAUAUUGUACAGACAGCCCUGGAUUUCCCUCGCUUGUGUUUGCCUGCUCUACACGUUGCCUGCAUCCAUGGCUUUGGGGUCCCUGCUAAUCACCUAUGCUUUCUGUUCUGCUCCUUGACUUGCUCAGGGUUUUUUUUGGGGGGGGGCGGGUUCUGCUGGUAUAGUGAGCUUAGGAUGACGUUUACAACAUUUCCCCUUUCAGGGAAGCUUUCUUUUUUUCUUUUUUUGGUUAGUGGUACUCACCGUAUAACACGUGUACAUCUUGAUUAUACAGCAGCUUUCACCCUCAGCGGAUGGUACAGACAUCAAAUUCUAAAGACAAGAUGCACUGAAAUGUGAGGCUGAACUUUUUUAUUUUUUUAACCUCAAUUUGAAAUUCUGCUUUAGGAAGAUCUUUGGAUUUUGUGCACUUAGACUCUCUUAUUUUCUUGGCAAAGUCUAGACCCAAAUGCAUUUAACAUGUUUUUCACUUGAGCGUUUACAGCUACAUUUGCUUCUCAAAAGAGUUAUGAAAGAUAAUUAGUUGGCUCUGUGGUGGGAGAGCUGCUUUUUGCCUGUUUUAGCUAGCUAAUGAUUAAUAUCUUGUGAGGAGCUUGAUGUGGAAGCGAUGCUGUGUUUUGUGGCACGGUGGUUCUUUUCUUAAAGUGUGUGCUUGUAAAAUAGUAUCGCUGAGGGUACAAGGCGCACCAGGUUUAUGGAGACGCAUUUCAUUGUGGGCCUUCUUUCAGGGCUGAAUUGGUUCCACCAGUUAUGGUGGUGGUUGUUGUACUCUCUGCUCCCCUCUGACUAUUGCUGAUUUUCUUUUCUUUCUUUCUUAAUGGACUAUUCAUCAGGCAGACACACACCUGCUCUGGGUUCCUCCUCCUUCACUGGCUCCCUGUGAGAGAUGCACGGUUGGUUUGGAUCCUGUUUUCACUGAACACAUAACUAUUGGACAGAGGGAGCCAUCUGUAUUCCCUAACAUUAGAAGAAUUUGUAAUGACCACGAAUGUACUAUUCUCACCAUGCCGCCAGCAUGAGACCUCAGAAAAGAUCCAUGCUGUGUUUGCAAAGGGGCAUGAUAGUGCAUCCAUGGUUGUUCAGCUGAGGUGCCACUGGCUAUGACAUGCUUUGCUGGCAACUCAGGCAACUGAUGCAAGUGUUGACAUUCUCCAUAGUGCUAGGUGCCACAGUGUGCCUGAAGCAUGCCGUCUCCCUUUUCAGCAUGUCCAUUCAUGUUAUCCAAAUGACUGUUGCCUCUUGUUCAUUGUGGUUCAUAUUGUGGCUGUACUGGAAGGUAUCAUCUGAGAAUCCAAAUUCUUCCCAAGUAAAGCAUUGUUUAAGUUGCAUAGCAUGUUCAUUGAUCUACUGAUCAUUCAGUGUGGACAUUGUGCUGUGUGUCCACCCAAACCUGGCUGUCCUUUCCAUGCAGAGGACUUAGUGUAUGAAGAUGUAGAAAGGGCCAUCUGUCAAUGACAUGAAACCGCAUGGAAACAAUUUGGGGAUAGGAUCUCAUUUAGAGGUGUGGAACAAAACAGUCCCCAGGCAGCGAAGUGAGCGCCUGCUACGUGGACAUCAGUGGGUUCGGAUGGAACCUGCUAUGUGGCUGGUGGUGAGAAAAUGACUUGCCCAGCCCACACCCCAGUGUCCUCAAAUGGAAAGCUGAAUUAGUGCCUGCCUCUGAGGUUUCUUUGAAGAGAUAUCAGUGAAGUCACAGUUGUAGUGCGACCAGAAUAGAAGCUGCUACAAUGCUAAUAUUCAGUAUUUCCUCCUUCUCAUGCUAUCGAAAGAAGUGUUCGAGGUUUGCUACUUUUCCAGGAAUUCGGCUAGGACACUAGAUUGCUGUAUCCUAGACACGGAGGCGAUAAUCACCUAUAUUUACAGCCCACAUGAAACCUGCACGCAGCUUGAGGUUUUAUAGAGCAAACACGGGCAGCAGCCAUGGAGGUCUGUGGAUGUUCUUAGAAUCACACUGCUGAGCACCGUGAACAGCCCUCGAGUGCUCACUAAUGCCGCCUCAAGUGUCUCCGGGGACCUUUUCCUUUUUACUGCUGUAUGACAAUAUCACCAAUCGACUUUGAGCUUCACGAGAAGGCAGAUUUCCCGCCCCACCCCCACCCCCGGUGUCACCAGAUUUAUGUAUAAUUUUUGUUGACUUAAUUUUUCCCUUAAUAUAUCCAUUUGAUUUUUUUUAAAGUUGUUUGGAUAUAUUCAAAACAUAUCCACUCAAAAAGUAAAUAAAAGUCAUUGGUGCUUAGAAUGUUCUGGAAUCUGCGCUGGGUCUAGACAUGGGCAGGUGAAUAAAAGAGUUCAACAAUC